Messenger RNA from Vespula vulgaris, 1969 nucleotides. It is a transcript of the gene Atf-2, whose product is annotated as cyclic AMP-dependent transcription factor ATF-2. Gene Ontology annotation, molecular function: DNA-binding transcription factor activity, RNA polymerase II-specific; cAMP response element binding. Bases 298 to 1953 code for a protein of 551 amino acids. The record is from RefSeq and is a predicted model, not a curated record. NCBI's taxonomy places the organism in Eukaryota, Metazoa, Arthropoda, Insecta, Hymenoptera, Vespidae. The transcript has 7 exons. Gene Ontology annotation, biological process: regulation of transcription by RNA polymerase II.
UGUGUUUAAAAAUGAUCAUAACCCAACCGCUACAGCAAACUGUCAAAAAAGGUUAACGACGAACUUUGUUCGUCCAAGUUCCCAUUCGUCGAAUGUGUGAUAAUAAUUUUUGUCACGUUCGUACUCGCGUGUUCGCGACAAUGUAUACAAUUUUGAAUGAAACAAUAAUUGAUGUACCUUCAACGAUAUCAUUGUUAUUUGUUAUCGACGUAUCGUUGUACCACCUGUAAAUGUAGAAUUGUUUGAACUCUUACAGUUGAAGUCUGUUUGAGCAAAAUCAAAAAAGUAAUAAUAAUUAUGAGCGAUGUUCAAAAACUUUUUGCUUGCACGUCAUCAGGCUGCAAUAUGAGUUUUACCGAUGAGGAUCAUUUAGCGAUUCAUAGGAAGAAGCACGACAUGGUCUUGAAUCUUGAAAAUAAUGGAAAAAAUACUGGAUUUGUAGCUGAUCAAACACCGACUCCGACUAGAUUCAUUCGUAACUGCGAGGAAGUGGGAUUGUUUCAAGAUUUACAAAAUGUUAAUCCGUUCGAAGAGACUUUUCGAAGAGCCGUGGAAGCAAGAAAUACCGGAACGCUUAGUGUACCGGGAGAGGUGGAAAGUACGGACGAUACUUUGCAUACUCCUCACAUAUUUCCGCAUAUCGCAGAUGUACUGUCGGACGGUACUCACAUUCUCUCUGAAACUAACCAGGAAUGUUCUACUUCUAUAGCAGUCAUAGACAAAACUACGUCUAACGAAAGAUCUUCUGUGGAAACGCAAACGUGUUCCGAUUUAAAUUUACAUUUAAGCGAGUCUCAUCUUAUGAAGGAGAAUACGCUUACGUCUUCCAAAACCACUGCUCUGCACGCAGAGAGUAUUGUUCUGCAACAUUUAAACGUGUCCGUCACUCCUAAAAAGAUACCUCUACAAUCUUCUUCGAAAUUAUCCAUAAAUGGGGAAGAGGUCGAAUUACUGUUGAAAACAGCGGAUGGUAAAUUGAUGCAACUUUCUGCCAAUCCAAUAUGCGAAUCUUCCCAAGCGUCCAGCUUAUCUCCUUCCCAGGUUUCUACCAUCGAACACACAAGACAACAAAGCGUACUCGUGAGAUCUGAAUUUCCUCGUAACGUGGUACCGGUUAUAGAACCGAACAAAGCUCUAUCCUCUAAAAUGACUUUUGCAAAAAUGAAAUUACAGCAGGUUCUAACGAAGAAGGUAAACGCUAUCGAAAACGAGAAAUCUCCCGAAGCAAUAAUAAAACAAAAUACCACUUCUCAACCUUAUGAAAAGGAAAAUCCAAACGAGAGCAUCGAUCAGCAUAAAAAGAAAGAGCUUCUCGAACGUAAUCGUGCUAGUUCGAUGCGUGCCAGAGCGAAACGGAAAGCUUGGAUUCAACAUUUACAAAAAACCGUGACUAACGUUAACGAAACUAACGCAGCUUUGCAAUUGGAAGUAAAAGCCUUGCGUAACGAAUUGACGAGAUUGAAGACUCUCUUACUCGCUCACAAGGACUGUCCAAUAACGAAAGAGAUGGAAAAAGGCAAUGGCGUAGUACUAGGAACUAAAAUAAUAUCGGUGAAUACCGAUUCGAUUGAUACUGCGGGAUCAGCUAAUAAUACUCCUCCGAUAAAAGCCUUGACAACUUUUGUUCCGGACGUAUCGACAAAAAAAUUGACCUCGACAACGAAAAAUCCAAUAAUAUUGCCGAAGGUCGUUGAACGUCCCGUAACAACGACACCCAUUAUCACGAGCGGAACUAUCGUAAAAAAUAUCCCUGCGAUUAAGUUAGUCGAGGUAACGCAUUUUAUAGCGGAAAAGGACAACGAGGCGAAACAGCAGCAAAUCAUGAUCGUACAAAGUCCAACCAUUAGAAGAUCGGACGAGACGAUGCAGCAGCCAAGGAGAAAGAUCAUACGACUGAAUCCUAAUUACGAGAUUAGGCAAACCACGUCGAAAAUAACAACGACGACAACGUGAACAUAUCAACUAAAUA